UGUACGAUCCUCCACACUGCCACCCAUCGGCGUGGCGGUGAGCAUAAAGAACUGUACCGAUGGUACUAGAAAAACAACAGUUAGCUAGCUGAACUGCUAGUAAUAGUGAGCUCAAUUUAAUAGCUAUAUAUUACAGUAGCGCUUGAUUUGACCGAAGCCGACUAGACACGGUUUUCCAUCCAUCCCCAUGGCAAUAAGGGAGGCAAUGGUCCAUGAAGAGUUUUGGACGCACUCACUGUGGCUUGUCCACCCAGGACAUCAUCAGACACUGGAGCACAGAUAACCCCACCAAACUAAUAAAUCAUGAUCCCCAUCACUGAGCUGCGGUACUUUGUGGAUACACAACCAGCCUACCGCAUCCUGAAACCAUGGUGGGAUGUGUUCACCGACUACAUCUCCAUUGUCAUGCUCAUGAUUUCUGUGUUUGGAGGAACACUGCAGGUCACCCAGGACAAAAUGAUCUGCCUACCAUGCAAAUGGGUGGUCAAUCAGACCUGCAAGAAGAGCUUCAGUUCAAACCUCUCUGCGCCAUUAUUGUUGGAGCCCAAAGGGAUCCAGUAUGAUCUGGAUCGCCACCAGUAUAACUACGUUGAUGCUGUAUGUUAUGAGAAUAGAUUGCACUGGUUUGCCAAGUAUUUUCCUUAUUUAGUAUUACUUCACACCCUUAUUUUCCUAGCUUGCAGCAACUUUUGGUUUAAGUUUCCACGGACUAGUUCCAAACUAGAGCACUUUGUAUCCAUCCUGCUGAAAUGCUUUGACUCCCCAUGGACAACCAGGGCACUGUCUGAGACAGUGGUUGAAGAGAGCGACCCAAAACCGAUGAAAAUGAACGGCUCAAUGGACCACAAAGAAUCAGUCAUCAGUGAGGACGUCGAAGCAAGUGUUCCUAUGCUCCAAAGGACAAAAACUCGCUUUGAGCAGGGCAUUGUAGACAGAACAGAAACAGGAGUUUUGGACAAAAAAGAAGGCGAACAGGCAAAAGCUCUGUUUGAAAAAGUGAAGAAGUUCCGUAUACAUGUUGAAGAAGGAGACAUCGUGUACAGGCUGUACAUCCGUCAGACUAUCAUCAAAGUAAUCAAGUUUAUUCUGAUAAUCUGCUACACUGGGUAUUACGUGCACGAUAUACAAUUUAGCGUCGACUGUUCAGUAAAUAUUGAGAGCCUUACAGGUUAUAGCGUGUACCGCUGUGCUCACCCAUUGGCUACGCUUUUUAAAAUCUUAGCCUGUUUCUACAUUAGCUUAGUAGUAGUGUAUGGUUUGAUCUGCAUGUACACUCUUUGCUGGAUGCUUCGGCGCUCUCUUAAAAAGUACUCAUUUGAGUCGAUAAGAGAAGAGAGCAGCUACAGUGACAUACCUGAUGUAAAGAAUGACUUUGCAUUCAUGAUGCACAUGAUAGAUCAGUAUGACCCUUUGUACUCGAAACGCUUUGCAGUGUUCCUCUCUGAAGUAAGUGAAAAUAAACUGAGGCAGCUUAACCUCAAUAACGAGUGGACACUAGACAAGCUGAGGCAGAGAAUUACCAAGAACUCUCAGGAGAAGUUGGAGUUGCACCUUUUUAUGCUGAGUGGCAUUCCUGACACGGUGUUUGAUCUAAUGGAGCUAGAGGUUCUCAAACUGGAGCUAAUCCCUGAUGUCACCAUCCCUCCGAUUAUUGCUCAGCUGGUCAACUUGCGAGAAAUGUGGCUCUACCACACACCGGCCAAAAUUGAAGCGCCUGCUUUGGCUUUCUUGCGUGAGAACUUAAAGUCUCUGCACAUCAAGUUCACAGACAUCAAAGAGAUUCCUUUGUGGAUUUAUAGUUUGAAGAAUCUUAGUGAGCUCCAUCUAACAGGGAACCUCAGUGCGGAGAACAACCGCUACAUCGUCAUAGAUGGGCUCCGGGAGCUCAAAAGGCUCAAGGUUCUUCGUUUGAAGAGCAACCUCACCAAGCUACCUCAGGUGGUGACCGAUGUUGGCAUGCACCUCCAGAAACUUUCCAUCAACAACGAAGGCACCAAGCUGAUGGUUCUCAACAGUCUGAAGAAGAUGGUGAAUCUGACAGAACUGGAGCUCAUCCGCUGUGAUCUAGAACGCAUACCACAUUCAAUCUUCAGCUUACACAACUUGCAGGAGAUUGAUCUGAAGGAUAACAACUUGAAAACCAUCGAGGAGAUUAUCAGCUUCCAGCACCUUCAUCGGCUAGUUUGCCUUAAGCUCUGGUACAACCAGAUUGCCUAUAUACCCAUUCAGAUUGGCACACUGACCAAUCUGGAGAAGCUGUAUCUGAACAGGAACAAGAUCGAGAAAAUGCCCAGCCAGUUGUUUUACUGCCGCAAGCUGCGCUUUCUGGACCUGAGCCAUAACAACCUCACCUAUAUCCCUACUGACAUUGGCUUCCUUCAGAAUCUUCAGUACCUUGCUGUGACAGCUAACAGGAUUGAGAGUCUGCCCAAUGAGCUGUUCCAGUGCAAGAAACUCCGCACUUUGAACUUGGGCAACAACUGCCUACAAUCUCUGCCAUCAAGGUUUGGAGAACUGACUGCGCUGACACAGCUGGAACUAAGAGGAAAUCGUCUGGAAUGUCUGCCGGUGGAGCUGGGCGAGUGCCGACAGCUUAAAAGAACUGGUCUCGUCGUGGAGGAGGACCUUUUCAACACCCUGCCCACGGAGGUCAAGGAACAGUUGUGGAAAGUUGACAAAGAACAGGCUUGAACUCAUCUGUGGUUGUAAGUGAGAACAGGUAGUGACAAGCUGGGUCCUGACACUGGAGGAACACCUCAACUGUCCCAGAGGGAUUGUUGAAGCUGCCUGUAGUCCUGCUGAAGUGUACUAACAGUAAGGUUGGGUAUCGAGAACAGGGCAGAAGCAAAAUACAGAAUAGCCUCUAGACGUUUCACUUCUUCUCAGCACUGCUGUUGAUUCGCUGGCCUUGCCAUUAACCAGGUAUUAAUAAUUUUAGCAAUACUGUAGCCAUGAAAUUGCUAUCAAGGGCAUGUUUAGAUUUAAUGCCUCUCCCCUGUCAUGGAGAAGAUUAAAUAUGCAAAACUCCUGGAAAACUUUACUAGUACUAAGAAAAUCUUUGAAGAAAGUUUGUUUUCUUUCAUCAACAUUAUAUAUGGUAAACAAUCUGUCCUGUUUUGUUGUUUGACAAAUGAGAUGGCAAACUGAUCUCAUAAAGCUUCCUGUCUUUGUAACUGCAGAAGCCACAUGUUCCUCUACUAUCAAGUUGUAACAAUCACAUGAGAAUAUAAUGAAUCAUGAAAUCUUGAAUUGCAAAGUUCUUACUCAGUUUAAAGGGAAAUGUGGCAAAGUUACACUCAUAUUUAAUGUAUUGUAAUAUGAUUGUGUUUUUUGAUGUAUUGGAUUGAAAUACCAACUAAAUAUUCCAUUUAGUAAUCAUUUCCAGAAUAGUGGAUGUUUAAUGUGUUUUUAGUUCUUCCAACUGUAGUUCAGGAUGGAUCUUAGAGAAAUUGUCCCUGGUAUUAAUUUUUUCUGCAGAUGGUUGGCAAUAAUGUUCAUGGAUUUUCAAAUUUGUUGUAGGAAGAAGGGGACGGUUAGUUGUUUAAAUACUGUGGAGGCUGAGGAUUUGUCUUUGGUUGGCCUGAGUUGGUAGAUUACAACAUGUGGAAUUAGAUGAGACUAUGCGCUCCUUACAUGGAGCAAGUCUGGCAAAGUGAAGCUGUUGAUGGCCUCUUUCUGUGGAAAGACUUUUAGAGUGUUUUGACUUGGGGAAAAGCAAUUACUCUGCUAAAAGCUACCAAGUUGAAAAGUAAAACAAAACAUCACCCUAGUACAAAUACAUCAGAGGUCUAUCUUGCACUGUAGAUACCGAACCCUGCUACUAGUACACUAUUCAGAGGGAACUGAGCAAAAUCUUUUUAAUGCUCAUGCUGCAUCCACAUUUUGUGCUUGUACUAAAUUGCACAAAAUAAAUAAAUACGGGCAAAAUGGUGAAUGGGAUUUCAGUGAUAAAAUGUUACAGGAACUAGAAAUAAUUUUACAAAAGAUAACAUAUUUUUAAGUUGAAAUGGAGCCUCAAAGUUUUAAUUGUUUGUCUGAAACUACUUUAAGUUACCUGAAACACUAGAUAUGUUUUACAACACUUUCUGUGGGGAGUAUAAGGUAUGCACUGGUCAGCUUCUACACCCUGAUAUUUAAGUUUUAUUGUCUGAUUUUUAUAAAGUACUAGAAGUAGAUAUAUCUUUUAAGUCAAACAUGUUUUUGGACCAAGAGUUAGUUUUAUUUUCUUGUCUCUACCUGGAAAAGGUAGUGUAAGAUUCCAACAAAUUUUAAUCAAAAAAUAUUAGAUUAUUAUAUUCUACAUUCUGAGUUUAAUAUGGACUUGGAUCCAUUUCAAUAUGUGGAGGAACAUUGCAAUAAGGUCCAAAAUGUCAAUUUCUGAAACUAAAAGUUAUGUUUUAGCCUCGAAUUUGAAAGGCUUAAAGUUUUUGUAAAUAGGUUACAUUCCAAUAAUUAAAGGAAGUGUUGUAAUUCUGACAGAUUAAAUAUGAAAGCAAGAUAAUGGGGCAUUUUCGAAAAGAGCCAUGACUUUCAGGUUGGUUGCCUUAACUUUGAUCAACACUUUCUCUGUUGUCUUGUUUUUGUUGGGGCGUUUUAUGGGUGCACUCACACUAGGACCAGUCACCCUGUGUCAUGCUACAGCAUGCCUGUCCCCACUCGCCAGUCCUCCUCUGGCUUGCACUUACACUGCUCAAAGCACAACCAGGCCUGAGCACAGAUGCAGCUGCAAAAAAAGUAUGCGAACCCUUAGGGAUUUCUUGGAUUUCUGCAUAAAUUGGUCAUAAAAUGUAUUCUGAUCUUCAUCGAAGUCACAACAUUAGACAAACACAGU
Cheilinus undulatus (humphead wrasse) is the source of this 4831-nucleotide messenger RNA. It is a transcript of the gene lrrc8ab, whose product is annotated as leucine rich repeat containing 8 VRAC subunit Ab. The coding region runs from base 304 to 2691 and encodes 795 amino acids. The transcript is spliced from 4 exons. Gene Ontology annotation, molecular function: protein binding. The record is from RefSeq and is a predicted model, not a curated record. NCBI's taxonomy places the organism in Eukaryota, Metazoa, Chordata, Actinopteri, Labriformes, Labridae.